CUUAACAGAAAACCCACAUUUUGGAAAGAUGUUCUACAAAACUGCCAUGUUCCUGAUAGUAUGAGACACCAGUAUAAAAAAUGGGGAAAGAUUUUGGAAAACUUUGGCAUCUGCACUCAGGUGAGCUUUGUGCGGUACAUGCAAGGAAGAAAGACUCUGGGGGUGGACUCAAAGCUCUUCAUCGAGGAUCUGUGGUUUGAGAAAGUGCCUGUAAGGAUUUACCAGCCUAAGGCUCCAUCUGCCAGCCAAAGGAGAGGAGUUGUGUUUUUUCACGGAGGAGGAUGGGUAUUUGGAAGUCUUGAGACCCACGAAGAGCUGUGCCGCUUUAUUGCCAGAGAAAGUGAAUCUGUGGUUGUGUCUGUGGGGUACCGUUUAGCCCCCGAGCACAAAUACCCCGCUGCCUACGAAGACUGCCUGAGCGCCACCCUGCACUUCCUGCAGCACCUGCAGCACUACGGCGUGGAUCCUGCCCGCGUCACCGUCUGCGGGGACAGUGCUGGGGGCAACCUGGCAGCUGCUGUCAGCCAGACCCUGGCAGGCAGCUCAGAGCUCCCCAGACUGCGCGCUCAGAUCCUCAUCUACCCCGGCCUGCAGGCACUGGACUUCAAUUUGCCAUCCUACCAACAAAACCGGGGAGUCCCGCUGCUCUUCCGGGAACGUGCCGCUUUCUACAUGUUGCAGUAUCUCAAUGGAAAUGCAACAAAACUGGAAGAGGUCUUGGAAGGUUCCCAUAUUCCUGCAGAUAUUAAAUUUAAGUAUAAAAAGUGGGUGAGUCCAGACAACAUCCCUGAGGAAUUUAAGGUCAGAGGCUACAAACCACGUGUGCUACUUGACUGCACAACUGAAGUUUUUGAGACAGUGAAGAGAUUCUGUGAGCCCACGCUGUGCCCACUGCUGGCUGAAGACACAAUCAUCCAGCAGCUGCCAGAAACUUUCAUCCUGACCUGCGAGUACGACGUGCUGAGGGAUGAUGGCUUGCUGUACAAGAAGAGGCUGGAGGACAAUGGGGUUCGAGUGACCUGGCACCACCUUGAGGAUGGAUUCCAUGGAGUCAUAAACUCAUUCAGUAGUGACUGGUUGUCAUUUCCAGCUAGAAAAAGGGGCCUUGACAACAUUGUGAAUUUUCUAAGAAGCUUAUAGCAACAUUUUUCUUAGUUUCUGUAAGAACUGCCAAAUUUCUGUGGUCUUUUAUGCUUCUAAAUUCCAUAUAA
Messenger RNA from Passer domesticus (house sparrow), 1211 nucleotides. RefSeq names its product arylacetamide deacetylase-like 3. The transcript is spliced from 4 exons. Gene Ontology annotation, cellular component: membrane. NCBI's taxonomy places the organism in Eukaryota, Metazoa, Chordata, Aves, Passeriformes, Passeridae. Bases 61 to 1140 code for a protein of 359 amino acids. Gene Ontology annotation, molecular function: carboxylic ester hydrolase activity; lipase activity. The record is from RefSeq and is a predicted model, not a curated record.